Molecule: messenger RNA, 752 nt
Organism: Laccaria bicolor S238N-H82
Lineage: Eukaryota; Fungi; Basidiomycota; Agaricomycetes; Agaricales; Hydnangiaceae
Exons: 5
Coding region: 9-653 (214 amino acids)
Biological process (GO): translational elongation
Cellular component (GO): eukaryotic translation elongation factor 1 complex; cytosol
Molecular function (GO): guanyl-nucleotide exchange factor activity; translation elongation factor activity
Source: RefSeq, a predicted model, not a curated record
CAAUUAUCAUGGCUGCCGCAAACAUCUCAAAGCUUGAAGAACAUCUGGCCACAAGGUCCUACGUCGAAGGGUAUACCCCAUCUCAGGCCGAUGUCCACGUCUUCAAGGCGAUCGCCUCGGAGCCCAGUGCGGCCGCAAACCCCCAUGUAGCAAGGUGGUAUACCCACAUCAAAUCGUACGCUGCAGAGCAUCCAUCAUUGCCGGGUUCUAGCACUGCUGGAGAAGCUUUUGUUGGAGAAUCUAGCAAAGCUCCUGACGCAGAGGAAGACGAUGAUGAAAUCGACCUCUUUGGAGAGGAUGAGGAAGAAGAUGCCGAGGCCGAGAGAGUUAAGGCUGAGCGUGUUGCUGCGUAUAAUGCUAAGAAGGCGAACAAACCAAAAACCGUCGCGAAGUCCGUCGUGACUAUGGACGUCAAGCCAUGGGAUGAUGAAACCGACAUGGAAGCCCUUGAAAAAUCUGUCCGAUCUAUCGAACAAGAAGGUCUCAUCUGGGGUGCAAGCAAACUCGUUGCAAUCGGUUAUGGGAUCAGGAAGCUCCAAAUCACCCUUGUCGUUGAGGAUGAGAAGGUCUCCACGGACGAACUGCAAGAGAAGAUCGCUGAGUUUGAUGACUAUGUGCAAAGCACAGAUAUCGCUGCUAUGCAAAAACUCUAAAGUUGACGGAUCUUGAACCCUUAGAGGGAAUUCUAAACUUUGUAAAACAAUGUAACGAUUUGUCGGAGUUCUAUUCAAUGUGGUACACUUUAUCCAUCA